AUGUCUAUCCCCAAGAGCUGCACGGUUCUCGUGGCUGGUGGUGGCCCUGCCGGGUCGUUUGCUGCCGCAGCCUUGGCGCGCGAGGGCAUUGACGUCGUGAUCUUGGAGUCAGACAAGCACCCGCGGUACCACAUUGGCGAGAGCAUGCUGCCGUCGAUGCGCCACUUUCUUAGGUUUAUCGACUGUGAUGAGAAGUUCAAUGCGCAUGGAUUUACUAAGAAGAAUGGCGCGGCAUUCCGGUUGAACAACACUCAGCCUGAAGCGUACACGGACUUCAUCGCAGCUGGCGGCCCCAACGGGCACGCCUGGAACGUCAUCCGAUCCGAAGGCGAUGAGUUGCUCUUUAACCACGCGGUCGCAUGCGGGGCCCAGGGGUUCGACACCACCAAGGUCGAGGCUGUCGAGUUUGAAAAUGUCCCCAACAGCACCACGGACAACAGCGCCAGCCACACCGAGGAAGGCAUCGUCAACCCUGGCAAGCCCGUCCGCGCCACAUGGAAGCGCAAGGACGGUACCACGGGCACCAUCUCGUUCGACUACAUCAUUGACGCGACGGGCCGGUUCGGCUUACUGAGCACCAAGUACCUCAAGAACCGGAAGUUCAACCAGAACCUCAAGAACAUCGCCAACUGGGGCUACUGGAAAGGUGGCGGCACGUACGGCGUCGGCACGCACAAGGCUGGCUCCCCCUUCUUCGCGGCCCUGAAGGAUGCCAGCGGGUGGUGUUGGUUCAUCCCGCUGCACGACGGCACGCACUCGGUUGGGAUCGUGCAGAACCAGCAGAUGGCUACGGACAAGAAACGCCAGCUGGGCUCGCCGGGGACGAAGGAGUUCUUUUUGCAUUCCCUGGACCUGGUGCCAGAGAUUAAGGCGCUACUGGUGGAUGGCGAGCUAGUUUCCGACAUCAAGUCGGCGUCGGACUGGUCGUACAGCGCAUCGAGCUAUGCCUUUCCGUAUGCGCGGAUUGUGGGCGAUGCUGGGUGCUUUAUCGACCCUUUCUUUUCGUCUGGCGUUCAUCUCGCGGUGCUGGGUGGGGUCUCUGCCGCUGUCACAAUCGCAGCGUCGAUUCGGGGCGAUUGCGACGAGUCGGCGGCCGCGUCGUGGCACUCAAAGAAGACGUCCGAGAGCUAUACCCGCUUCUUUCUGGUUGUCAGCAGCACUCUGAAGCAAAUCAGGGCGCAAGAGGACCCUGUCAUCCAGGACAUUGACGAGGAGGGGUUUCACCGCGCGUUCAAUUUGUUCCGACCGGUUAUUCAGGGGACGGCGGACGCAGACCCCAACGGCAAAGUCUCGCAGACUGACAUCUCCAACACGGUGAACUUCUGCCUUAAAGCGUUCUCGCAGGUCACGCCGGAGCAGAAAGAAGCGGUGUUGAACAAGCUCCAAAGCGCGGGUCUGGGCGACCAAACCCACGACGACGAGUCCAUCAUCAAAGCCCUGGACAGCCUGGAAAAGAGCUUGACCCCCCAGGAAGCUCUAGUUCUUGACAUCUUGCGCAGCCGGCGCAUGAUUCGUGAGGAUGGGUUCAACAUGGACAGCUUCGCCCUUGAUGCGAUUGACGGGUUGACGCCCAGGCUGGAGCGCGGAAACCUUGGCCUCACCAAAGCCGAGACGGCCAAACUUGACCGAGCUCAGUUGUACUCGGCAGACUUUCUGGAGGGCCGGGGUUCCGGUGUCAGAGCCGAAACCUCCGCGGCGAAGGGUGCAGCUGCGGGUACAAACGGGUCGAAUGGACUAAACGGCGUGACCAGUGGGGCGCCCACCACUACGGUUAAUGGUCUGAGCAACGGCACGACCAAUGGGACGACCAAUGGGACGACCAAUGGGAGCGGCAACGGCCACAUCAACGGUCAUACCAACGGUCAUGACGAGCACGCAAAGCCCACGGCAACCCAGAGCACGAUCAGCGGCACGCCAAAGCCUGCGCUCGGUAGCCUGUUCGUCUCCCCCGUGAAUGGCCAGGCUGCUCUGCUAGACGAUGUCGGUAGACACGCAGUUAUGAACACCCUGUAUGAGGCCGCCGAAAACCUCGAGACCCCGUUUGAUUUUAUAAUGCGGAUUGGAAACGCGACCCGCCUUCUUACCUUCAUCCGCGUAGGGCUCCAACUGAAUGUGUUCAAAGCCCUUGUCGACACACCGGAGACCCUGAACGCCGAACAACUUGCAGCCCCGAUCGGCGCACACCCCGAAUUCGUUGACCGCGUGGUGCGGUACUUGGCCGCCAACCGGCUGGUGGCUGAGGUUGGGCCAGGGCGCUUCGCAGCGCGGAAAUUGACGCACUUCCUGGCCGAUCCCGGUGUCGCGGGUGGUGCAACGCUCUUCCAAGCUGCUAUUGCGCAACAUACUCACCACCUGCCCGACUCACAUCUCGCUCGCGACAACUACGCCCAUACCAGCUACGCUGACAUCUCAACUAGCCCAUCCGUUUUCCAGGACUGGUCCGGCAGCGAUUUCUACCCUUGGCUCAAGGCCCGGCCUGACAUAUUGUCUUCCUUCCAGGGGUUGAUGACGGUCGACCGUGGCGGAGACUGGCUCGAUUGCGUCUCCUUUGGCGAAUCGGAUCUUGGGGCUCCUGGCCAGAUGAGUGGUAGACCCGUCCUUGUCGAUGUGGGGGGCAACGUCGGCCAUCAGGCCCGGCGAAUUCUCGCCGGAAACCCUCACUUAGCCGGCCGUUUGGUGGUUCAAGACCUGCCCGAAACGGUUGCCAACGCACCCCCGACUAAGGGCAUUACUUUCCAGGCGCAUGAUUUCUUCAAGCCCCAGCCGGUGCACGGCGCAAAGUAUUACUACCUGCGCUCCAUUCUGCACAACUGGGAUGACAAGCACUCGGUAGAUAUCUUGCGUGGUCUCGUGCCGGCUCUUGGCCCCGACUCGCUGGUGUUGAUCGACGAGCUAGUCGUGCCUGACAUGGGUGCUGAUACCUGGGUCACCGGCCAGGACCUCAACAUGAUGCUGUUGUUGAAGGGAGCGGAGCGGACCAAGGGUCAGUGGGACACGCUGCUCGGUAGGGCUGGAUUGGAGAUUGUCGAGAUCAGGACGUAUGCGCCGGUGAGGCGAAGCUCUAUCAUCUUUGCUCAGCGGAAGUGA
Messenger RNA from Dichotomopilus funicola, 3087 nucleotides. RefSeq names its product putative flavin-dependent halogenase/O-methyltransferase bifunctional protein. The record is from RefSeq and is a predicted model, not a curated record. The transcript is spliced from 5 exons. Lineage: Eukaryota; Fungi; Ascomycota; Sordariomycetes; Sordariales; Chaetomiaceae. The coding region runs from base 1 to 3087 and encodes 1028 amino acids. Gene Ontology annotation, molecular function: monooxygenase activity; O-methyltransferase activity.